GGCUCCGCUGGUUUGAAAUUUGUGCCGCCCGUUUCCAUAUAUAUCUUUAACGUGUGCUUUGGGUGAGUAUUAUGGACUUGGCUAGAGAAUCUCUUUGACGCCACCGAAUGAACAUAAUAUAUGUUCAAAUACUGGACGGUACAUCUGAAUGACUUUAAGGUUGUUGUUUUAAGCAGAUCUAUGGCAGAUGUCAAGAUUCAUACUUUUUUUUUUAUUAUUUAGUUUCGAGUAAUAGUUUGUGUUUUUAUUAUUAACCCUCAAAUAAUAUAUAUGUAAUUUUUUAUAUAUAUUUUUUUUUGCCCAACAACUUCUUUCUCUAUGAUCAAACGAAUGCUCACGCAGCUGUGCAUGGGGAUGGACUUGAAGAAUCCCGGCCCGGUACUGUCAGGGCCGCAUUGACCGCUUCCACGUUGCAUAGUUUGAGAUUGAAGUACCUACUUAGGGAUUUUUGUACAGGAUCGUAUGGAAACUCAAGUCAACCCCUGACUGAGGACUUAACCAAUAUUUAUUUCAUUUUAAUAUUAAAACUAGCUUGAAAUUAAAAACGAAAUUGAGGGCAUGGGGGGGGGGGGGACGGCGUUGACACAUACUCUAGACUUUUUGAAACCCCCCGGCCUGGGAUAGCGGUUGUUAUAAGCUGGUUNAAUUAAAAACGAAAUUGGGGGGGUGGGGGGGGGGGGGACGGCGUUGACACAUACUCUAGACUUUUUGAAACCCCCCGGCCUGGGAUAGCUGUUGUUAUAAGCUGGUUGGCAGUCUUCGCACCAAUCCAUAAGCUGGUUGGCAGUCUUCACACCAUUACAUAAGCUGGUUGGCAGUAUUCACACCACUACAUAAGCUGGUUGGCAGUCUUCACACCACUACAUAAGCUGGUUGGCAAUCUUCACACCGAUCCAUAAGCUGGUUGGCAGUCUAAAACCAAUCCAUAAGCUGGUUGGCAGUCUUUACACCAAUCCAUAAGCUGGUUGGCAGUCUUCACACCACUCCAUAAGCUGGUUGGCAGUCUUCACACCACUAAAUAAGCUGGUUGGCAGUAUUCACACCACUACAUAAGCUGGUUGGCAGUUUUCACACCGAUCCAUAAGCUGGUUGGCAGUCUUCACACCACUCCAAUUAACUUUAACUAAUCUUAAUCACAAAUCUUUUUUGUUGGUUUAAAAAAGUAUAUUCUAAAGAUGCUUCAAAUUUACUUUUUAAUGAAAAUAAUCAAUUUUGUUGUAAUGAUCUAAGUGACGCGUCGACCAUGGAAAGAUUUCAAAUACUUCCAGUGCUUGCUCUUGGUCUGCACCUCAUCUGCGGCCUUUCAGCUUGUAAGUUUUGUUUUCUUAUCAUUUAUAUAUAUAUUUAUUUAUAUAUAUAUAUAUAUAUAUAUAUAUAUAUAUAUAUAUAUAUAUAUAUAAUUUAUUUAUAUAUACGUAAUAGAUAUAUAUUUUUAAAAUUGUAUAUUUAAAACGCAUCACAAAUACAUGUCGUUGCCUGGAUUGUUAGAAUUAACAAGUGUGAGAACUUUCGGUGGUUUUAGUAGUUCAGCCUUGCCUCUCUUCGUCGCAAAAUUUUUCAUUUAAUAUACAUACUCAUUUAUUUUCGUUAUUUGUUUUAUUUUUCUUACUUACGAUUUUAAGUACUUUGACUUCAAGUACUCUGAUUUAAAGUAAUUUUAUUUUAAGUACUUUAAUUUUAAGUACAUUGAAUUUAAAAAUAAAUUCCCCUUUAUUAUUUUAAAUUGAUUUCUUCUUGUACCUCUCGAAGUGGAUUGUAAUGAUCUCAAGUGGCGAGAGAAUCCUGUGGAUGUGUUUGAAGUGAAAGCAAAUUUCGCUCUGGAUUGUGGAAAAAAUUCUGCACCUGAUCUUAAGUAAUAAUUUUCAUACAUUUGCUGACUUUUUUAUUGUUAAUUCUAUCUGCAUUGUUCAUUAUGUGUCACUUUGACUGACACUUAUAAAUUUAUAUACCAUCCGUACAAACAAGAGUUAUACCAAUAGUACAAAGACCGACCCCUAGUCGCGACAAUAAAAAGGCAGACUGCUCUGGGCAGCACAUAUUGAAAGGAUGCUGAAUUGUAAAGCAACAAAAUAGAUAUACGGGCAGAAACCUGGGGGCAGACGGCUCGCCAGUCGUCCAAAACUGAAAUGGAUCAGGAAUGUAGAGAAGGUUUUACACCAGCUGGGGGUUCGCGGAUGAAGGUGGACAGCCUUGGAUUGAUCCGAACGGAAGGAUGUGGUGGAGUAGGCCAGGGCCCUACACCGGCUGUAGCGCCACUAAUGAUGAUGAUGACUUCAUCGCAAAUGUUGUUUGAAGCAUAAUUUAAACUUUUAAAUUAUUCGUUAUUUUGAUGAAAUAUUCUGUUGUUUUUUUAAAGAGUUGACAAAUAUGUAUGAAUUUUUAUGUAGUAAAUUCAUUUCAACCUUAAAAGUUGUUAAAAUAGUUAUACCUUUUAUGCUGUGGUCAAGAGAGGAGGGGACACGAAAAGUUACUGACAUAGAUUGGACUUAGUUUGACAAGCCAAUGAUAAAAACCAAAGCAAAAACUGACAAAGUGGUCAGAGAGAUUGCUUGAGAGUGCUGGUAGCUUCACAGGGCGAAAACUCUCGCAGCCGAGUAGACAGUAGACGCCAUGUUCUUUUGUUGCUGAGCGGUCCGGAAAACGAUCAAACAUUUGAUAAAAAUAACUUUACAAGAGUGUUAUCAGUUUGCGUAAACUGGAUGUUGCUGGGUGAGGCCAGGGCGAUGAAAGAGUCCGACGUUCAGACAACAUUGUAUGGCAUCGCCAAACAGAUGGAGGUGGUUGCAAUCUACUAGCCUGGGCUGUUGCCACUCUACUAGCCUGGGCUGUUGCCAAACAGAUGGAGGUGGUUGCCACUCUACUAGCCUGGGCUGUUGUCAAACAGAUGGGCCUGGUUGCCGGUAUACUAGAUUUAAUUGUUGCCAAACAGAUGGAGGUGGUUGCCACUCUACUAGCCUUGGCUGUUGCCUGCCAAACUGAUGGAGCUGGUUGUCGAUGUACUGGCCUGGGCUGUUAAAAGCUUCAGCUCAAGCUCCAGCCAGAAUAUGUACACCAAAAGUGUAGUAGAUAAUUUCACUUGACAACAACAGCGAUGUAUAAUGUAUAUGUAGAUGUUUAAAUUAACAUUGAAUGUAGUAGCGCAUAACCAUGUAGCCAACUCAAGGAAAACAAUCUUCCAGGUACACGUGGACCAAGGAGGACAAACCUGUUAUUGAAAGCUCUACUGUUAAAUCUCGUGGACCUACUGUGCAAUUCUUAAACUUUUCUGAGUCAGAUGAGGGCCUGUACAAGUGUUAUGGACUGAGUCCUCACUCUAAAGGCUUGGAUACUAAGACACUCUUACGAACCAUCAGGCUACGCCAACCUCGUAUGUUCUUUAAGAAUUAGCAUGCGCCUAAUUUUGUCUAAUCCAUUAAACCAAUUCUGUACGCCCCCCUCCACCCAAAGCAACGCACACAAGCCAAAUGCACAUGAUAAUAAAUAGAGUCGUAGUUUGAAUACCGGUACUUUGGAAAAAAUGUUAUUGUGAAUUUUAAUCUAAUCGUGCAAAUAAAAUAGUGUAUAAAUAAUUAUUUUUAAAAGGCAUCAGUUUUAUUGAAAUUUCGGAAAGAAAUUAUUUUAAAACUACAGCGUGGUGCUGUUGCCGUGCCUUCAAUGAUUUCUUGUACAAGUACAACGAAGUUGUGUUGUUGUUGUUUUUGCCCAUCAGCAUUUUGUACCCCAAGGGCUCAGCAAACUUGCUUCAAAAUGUAUGAAUGUGUGACUGUUAGCGAAGGUACCCGGAUUUACAUGUGAUUGCCCCGAGCUUUGUACCCCACGGGUUCAGUAAACUUGCUUGAUUGCCUCGAAAUCAAUCGAAUAAACGUGUUCCCGUCUCCUCUUUAUAGCUAGAGUGCCGCCUUUGACUAGCAAGCACAAAAUUUGCAUUAAAGUUAGUGGAUACGAAGCUCUGUUAAGUGGUAAAGGUGCGACUAAGAAGUUAUUUUUUUUUUUAUUUUUUUUUUAUUUUGCAUCUAAAUGCGGGAAAUUCCUGCAAGGGCUUUGUGAGCAAUGUUUGGUCACUUAAUCAGAUGGGUCAGCUUCAACGGACUGUGAACUCACCAGUGUCACGCCAAUUUCUUUAUAUUCUAAAGACAAUGAAACCAAGUGAUUAGAUUUGUAUGUUAGUUUUCGGGGUCAGUCGUAAUUUCGCAACGAUUUUUUAGCUGUCAUCGAAUGUAGACCCUGGUCUAGUCCAUCAAAUGUAGACCCUAGUCUAGUCCAUCGAAUUUAGGUUCUGGUGUAGUCCAUCGAAUGUAGACCCUACCCAUGUCAAUCGAAUAUAGACUCUAGUCUAGUCCAUCGAAUGUAGAACCCAGUCUUGACAAUCGAAUGUUGACUCUGGGCUAAUGUUUUUUUCCCCUAACUUUUAAGCGUGGUUGACCUGUCCACAAUACCAGUAGAAGAUAUAUUCUUCUUCUUCUUCUAUAUCUUAAGGGCCCACGAUCAAUUUAAGCAUAUAAUCUCCAUAAAUAAAUAAAUAAUAAAUAAGCAUACAUUUUAAACACUGUAAUUAUUCAUGUUAAUGCGGACCUGCAACCAAUGGCUCGCGGUCCGGUGCCUGUAUGCGGGCCAUCAUCGAAGUGAAGGAUGCCCUAGGGUUUUUGAAAUGGUCUGUAAUAUUAAAAGAAUAAAUUCCUGCAAAUUGUUUAUCGUUAUAACAUUAUUACUUGUUAUUUUUUCUUUAUUUUGUAUAUGUAGCUUUAGUGAGAUUAAAAACUUCAGUCUUGGUAGAGGUCACCGAUAGAUGCAAAAAUAUGUAACAGUAUAUUUUUUUUUAACAUGACUCAAUUUAAGAUUUAGUGUGUUCCUAAUGACGUCCAUUGCAUUCAAAUACACAUUCAUGUGUAAACUAUUUUUAUUUAGUAAUAAACAAACAUCAAACGAGACAUUUUCUACUAAAUUAUUUUUUUAAAAUAAACAUUCAGCCCAUCUAUAUUUUUUAACACUUAUAGCCAAAUUAUAUGCGUCUUUAAAAAAUGUUGCAUACGUAAUUUAACUCAAAUGUCAUGAGUUGACUGUGAAAGAUUUGUUAAAAUACCAAUGCUGAACAAAAAAAAUCAUAAUUAUAGAAAAAUAAAGACAUUUUUUAAAAUGCUUUAUUUGAUUAAAGAAUAAAUUACCAUCAAUUUAAAGGUUUUCUUACCAUUUACCUAUGACUGUAUGCUACUCCCUGAUAUAAAACUGAUAUUUUUAGUAUUUGAUUACCUAUGUUUUGUGUGCAAUCCCAAAAUUAUCUAUUCAGAUUUUGCAGUCAUCCCAAAAUGACGGAUUUUUUAUUAAAAUAUUUCAUGUCAGGACUUACAAAAUUCAUACGAAAAGGAAAAGAGGACCACACAGUUCGGGAGUACGACUACGUACGCUUGGACUGCAGCGACAAGGGUGUCAUCAUUGGCGAUACUUUCGACUAUAAUUGGUACAGAAACUUCAUCGUUCAGAUACCUCACGAAAGUGAAAGAAUGUAUACUGAUCUAACAGGUAUCUAUCUAUCUAGAAGGCUCUUCACGUGUGGUAGGUAGGAUAAGAAAGAUUGGCUUUGUUAUUUGAACGCUAUGGUGUACCAUGACCAGUAAAACAAUAACACCUUGUUUUACACCAGAAGAGCGAGGCAAGCUUUAUUUCGCCAAGCUCAGCUCCAGGUCCACUCUGAACAUUUUUUGUUUAGAUCCAGCUCCGCUCCAGGUCCACUCUGAACAUAUUUUUUUGUUUAGAUCCAGCUCCGCUCCAGGUCCACUCUGAACAUUUUUUUGUUGAGAUCCAGCUCCGCUCCAGGUCCACUCUGGACAUUUUUUUGUUUAGAUCCAGCUCCGCUCCAGGUCCACUCCGGACAAUUUUUUUUUAGCUCCAGCUCAGCGCCGAGCCUCUUCGAAAUUAAACAAAUAAUAUAUUAUAUAAGAAUGGGCUACACUGACAUAACGCUAAAAGACACAAACUAUUUUGGUACGUUAGGAUUCUUAAAAACAAUCAUAGUUAUGUUCUAUUAUUUGACGGAAAUCGAAUCAAUUGACCUGCGCAUAAAAAUAUUUUAUAUCCGUUCUUAUUUUAGAAAAAAGUUUAAUUAUAAUUAUUAUUAUCAUUAUUAUUAUUAUUAUUAUUAUUAUAAAUUACAAAUAUCUUUAAACUAACAACUAAUGAACUAUUUUAAGCAUUUUAUCCGAAUGUAAAAAUAUGGGAAAAAAAAUAUAUUAAUCAAACUGUUAUGGUCUAAGAAUUGCACCUCAAUCACAUUUAUCGGGAAAACCCAAACAUCUGUUAUUCAUAGUGCGUAUUUUAGUGCGUUUUUAAUAUUGCGAAAUAAAAAUAAAAUUAAUUUGAUCUCAAUAAUUACACAAAUGACGCCAUAACGCGAUUUCCCUAUUUUGGCCACAGCUCUAAGUAUUUUUAAAUAUAUUUUAUAACCAUGUGUGACAAAACUGAUAAUGUAUUUUCCCCUUCUUGAAAGUAAACUUAAUACAUACUUUUUAAAUUGCAAAAAUUUUCUAAAAUUAAAUACAACUUUAGUUUUGUAUUUUUAACAUUUAAUAAGUUUUUACUUUUAUUCUUCCAAAAAAAUAUACUUAUAUGAAAUUUAUAAAGUAGUUAAAAUUUUACCCGCUAAAUAUACUUUUAAUACGAAAAUACCGUUUAAUGCAAUCAGUGCAGCCAAACUACAUAUCCAAAUAGCAUUCACUAAUGCACUUAUCUUUCAUCAAAAUAAGAACAAAGUAUGUGAAAUGCAAAAAUUUGUUUUUGCGUAUAAGAAAAGGGGUUACAAUACCGUGUAUGAUUUUAUUAAUUUUUUUGAAACUCAAGGUUUUUUGUAGGGGGGGGGUUGUUGUUUGUUUUGUUUGUUUGUUUGUUUGUUUGUUUGGUUGGUUGGUUUUUUUUUGUUUAUUUUGGGGGGGGGGCGGGGGGCGGUGAAGAAGCACUACAAUAGUUUCAUUUGCUCAUGGCAGCAAACGAUGCGCCUUAGAAUGAAAGUGACACAUAAUCAACCUUCCUAGGCAUUUAUAUGUGGGGGAUUUGUUUGUUUGUUUGGUUGGUUGGUUUUUUUUUGUUUAUUUUGGGGGGGGGGCGGGGAGCGGUGAAGAAGCACUACAAUAGUUUCAUUUGCUCAUGGCAGCAAACGAUGCGCCUUAGAAUGAAAGUGACACAUAAUCAACCUUCCUAGGCAUUUAUAUGUGGGGGUUAGGAAAUAGGGUGUGUACAAUUUUAACGUGGGUGACCAUUUCUUUAAAUCCAUUAUCAAUUAAGAAAGAGAUGUUGCAUUCUCAUUUUACCCAUUAACAAAACGUUAUUACAUUUACACAAUUAUACCAACCAAUGUCAAAAUCCAGUCAUUUUCAAUGAAAAUUUAAUUUUCAAAAUAGAAAUAGGUUAAGACUUUCGUAGAUGAUAGAUAGAUAUAGAUAGACGUAGAUGAAAGAUAGAUGGAUGGAUGGAUGGAUGGAUGGAUGGAUGGAUGGAUGGAUGGAUGGGUGGGUGGGUGGAUGGAUGGAUGGAUGGAUGGAUGGAUGGAUGGAUGGAUGGAUGGAUGGAUGGAUGGAUGGAUGAAUAGGAUAGGAUAGGAUAGAAUAGGAUAGGAUAGAAUAGAAUAGGAUAGGAUAGAAUAGGAUAGGAUAGUAUAGGAAGGAAGGAAGAAAGGAAGGAUGGGUGGAUGGAUGGAUGGGUGGAUGGAUGGAUAGUAUGGAUGGAUAGUAUGGAUGGAUAGUAUGGAUGGAUAGUAUGGAUGGAUAGUAUGGAUGGAUAGUAUGGAUGGAUAGUAUGGAUGGAUGGAUGGGAUAUGAUUGGAUGGAUGGAUUGAUGGAUGGGAGGGUGGGUGGGUGGAUGGAUGGAUCGUUUGAUCGAUGGAUCGAUGGAUAGACAGAUUGCUUCCUUGAAUAGCUGCGCAAAAGGUAUCUUUUUUCGGUAAAACUAUGUUUAUACGUAUAUAAAAUUUAAUGUAUGUAUAUAUGUCCUGAAUGCGCUCCAAUACCAUUCAUACGAUUGCGAUAAAUCUUUGUGAGUUGUGCAUACGACAGUAAAUUUGCCUGUAUUACUACACACAUUUUACAAUAUUCCGCUUGGGGCCCAAGGCCCUAAAUUCUUAUAUUUUCUGUCAUACUGUCAAUGACAGUGUCAUGAGCUAGAUAUAAUUUCCGUACGCUUUCCUAUGCCAUUCAUCCGAUUGCGAUCAAAUUUUGGUAAAUUGUUGUGCGCAAGCUGCAAAUUAUUUUGUUCUUAUAGGAGCUAUACACAUAUAAUUUUAAACAGAGCUAUUGCAUGGGUGGAUAAAAUUGAAUAAAAUUCAAGCGGGAUUUCCGUUUGUGUGACAUAAUAAUUAAAUUUCUGAAUUAAAAACCAUUUUACAGUUUUGCGUUUGGGGCCGGGGGUCCUUAUUUUUUUAUAUAUAAAGGGUGGAUCAAUCGCUAUAAGUGUGUGGACUAAAUUGUGAAAAUCCAUGCUUCUCCCGUUGACAGCUGUAUGUGGCCUGCUCACGUUGACAGCUGUAUGGGGCCUGCUCACGUUGACAGCUGUAUGGGGCCUGCUCUCGUUGACAGCUGUAUGGGGCCUGCUCUCGUUGACAGCUGUAUGUGGCCUGCUCUCAUUGACAGCUGUAUGGGGCCUGCUCUCGUUGACAGCUGUAUGGGGCCUGCUCUCGUUGACAGCUGUAUGUGGCCUGCUCACAUUGACAGCUGUCUGUUGCCUGCUCUCGCGUCGAAAAGCUUCUAAUUUAUUUUUGUACGCACCAGACGGAACAAAAAAAAUUCUAUUUGAAAAUUACUUCAAAAACCUAAUUAUAACACUUUUUUCUUUGAGUGACAUUGCAACGCAUGCCGGGUUCUCGCUAGUUGUAUAGAUAAUAUUUUAGUUGGCGAAAGGGGAAAUAAAUUACAUGUUCAUUUAAUUUUCUAUUCCAUUUUUAUGAUUAUUAUAAAUAAUUUAUUUUGUAAAAGUGCGACACAGAUUUUGUACUUACCCAAUUUUUCGAUUUAAAGAAAAUCAAAACUCAUUAAUCUCUAACACCCAAAAUUUAAUUACGUUGUUUUUUUGUUUUUUUAAAUAACUCCCUUGAUGUCGUUGAAAUAUGUAAAUCGUUUUAAGAGGGACACUAUUCCAUGUUCUGACAAGACAACGCUGUUUUAGUGGUUUCCUUCUCUUAGUAUGCGUUCCAAAUUUAUGCAGAAAGACUUGUUAUUUUACUUUCAAAGAAUUGUAGAUUAUUACACAUGAGAACUAAAAGGUGGACAUAAUGGUAUUUAUGUGUUAAAAAAUGUCAUAAAAAAUGUCAUACAACAUAACCUUCAUAGAAAGGUCAUUAUUUUUCAAUAAAACCGGUGUUAAUUAUCUCUCCUUACUUGAUCAAGUUGCUAUGGGCCAGGCAACAAAUAAUCAUACGUUUUAAAUAAACAGUAAAAUGACUGCGUUUCAGGAAAUCUCCACAUCACACCGGUUCUAAGUGAAGAUGAAAGAUUUGGCGGAAAGCCUGCAAAAUUUUAUUGCGGUGUAACAGACAUGUGGAAGUUAAAACUCGGGUACUAUGGAAAUGACAAUUACCUAACUGUGAAAAAAGUGCCAGGUACGUCCGGCUAUAAAUGUGCGUGUUGUAUUUGUAAGUAAAUUGACAGGCAAAGUACAUUGCAGGUGUAGUUUACUCGUUAAAACAUUUGAUAUUAUCUCUCUUGCAGUUGCGUCCCAGUCCAAACCAAUUCUGAAACACAAGAGCGAGCAUGCGACAGCUCCCUUGUACAAGACUGCUAAACUGGAAUGUGUCUUCUCUGGCUAGUAAGUCAUGCUACUAUUAUAAGAACAUCGUGUUUUUGUUCAGCAGGUUUUGUUCUUGAGAGCAAUGCAUCAAUGCGUAGAAUUAUGAUUCAUAAAUGCUGUACAGAAACACAACAGAAAUAUAUUUAUUAAGGAAAUCAUCAUAAAUCUCAGAAAUGAAGAUCUAAUCUAUAUAUAUAUAUAUUCCGGUUCUGGUGUGGCUGCUUCCAUUUCUGGCUGCAGCCUAACCAGCUUGCUUCUUCCUUUUCGGAGUAUUUGGUACUGAGAUUAUUCUCGUGGCUUUUCCUAUGUGUUUUGUAUUUUGUGACAUAAAUUUGGGUAUGGAAAUGGCGUUGUUAUUGCUGUAAUGUUUUAGCAGGAGCAGCAGUGAUGGCGUAGUAAUAGUUUGUUAGUAAUAGAGUCUUUACUUUGUUUGAUAUAAUGCGUCUGCGUUUGGUGCGUAAUAUUUUCUUGUUGGAAAAUGAAAUCGUCUCAAUUUAAAUAUUAUGUCAUAAAUAUUUGGUUUAAAAAGGGUUGGGACAUUUUUUUAUAUAUUUUUUUUGCUGGCAUCCGUCCGUCACAAUGUGACGAUGGAGUGGGCUUCGUAGGACGAAAUCCACAUAGCCUGGGAUUAUUAUACUUGAAGGAUUAUAAGCUGGUUCCCAACAGCAAAUCGCCUCUCUCCACGCCGCUGGGUAACCCAAGGGAACAUCAUUGGAUGAUACAGCUUGGCACCAGUGACGUCGAGGAGUUGUCGGAAUGUUUCAUUGUAUCAAUGUUAUCCGCCUUUCGGGACUCCAUCUCCGGGUUUGAUUUCAGAGUUUCCUUCUCUUUGAUGAGUUGCCGUCCAAGGUUAACGAGUCCCAUCUACCCGGGGACAUCAGAAUAUAAAUAUAGUUCGUAGGCGUGAAAUAAAAAUUGUGCAGUGACGUAUCAUGGAUGGAAGGUGUGUAGCUAAAAAUUGGGAUUCUCCAAUCGUAAAUCUCAGACAUCAGUGCAGAAAGUGAUCGUUAAAUUGAUUCAAUAUUAUUGUUGCAUAAGUAAACCCCUUUAUUUCAAUAUCAUGGUUUGUUCUCGCCAAGUCGUUACCCGAGAAGGGAUUCUAGUAGUAAAUCUUCCUGAUUUUAGAGUUAAAUUACUUUAACUUUAAUUCAAACACCAUCUCUUGAAAUUUUCAUCGGAAAAAUUACACACAACAUAUUGUUGAUGUCAUUGAUUUUUUAAAUAAUUUUAUCGUUAAAGUUCUUAUUACAAUCAUCAUUUCAUCUUGUACAAGUCAUGUAACACUAAGACGUAAACUAAGACCUAAACUUUUAUCAAUUGUUUUUUAACGAUUGAAAGGAUUUUUUUUUAUUUUUUUUUUUGUUUCCAGCCAUCCUAAAGUUGGUAUGUCUGUCAAACAGUUGGUUCCUACCGAACGGUUCACCCGUGGUGCAGACUGGGGGCUGGGGAUUCCAGAAAUACAAGUUGUCGUUCAACAACAGGAGACUGUACAUAUUCGACGUCAGAGAAAGUGAUGGCGGAGUGUACCAGUGCCAGGCUGAAAAUGGGGUAGGCGUGUCGACCAGAGAAGAUGUUCAACUGGAAGUAACGUGUAACUGAACACUAGGACAUCCAUGUCUGUAUACAAGACAUCACGUCAAGAACUGACAUCUAAGUAGUCAUAAUUAUCUUCUUUAUCUCUUAAGAGUGUUUGUUUUAAACUCAUAUCAGAAUGAUCCCUACAUUGAUCGUGAACCCUUGAUAUAAUUUUAAAAAAACAAAACAUUUUCAUUUGUUAUGGCAAAUUUUUGGAUUUAAAAAAAAAAAAAAAAAAGAAGAAAAUUCCGAGCACGGCUUGUAUUAAAAUGUUGGCUGACUUAAGUAAGCUGUGCUGUCCUACCACUUUGUUUGCUCUAGAUACCGGUACACGGAAGCUAGAGACAUGUGGGCUGAAAAAUGCUGAAAACGAUAGACAAUAAAAGUUUGAUUAAUCC
This is a messenger RNA of Lymnaea stagnalis (great pond snail), 11738 nucleotides long. The record is from the annotation of a GenBank genome assembly. Lineage: Eukaryota; Metazoa; Mollusca; Gastropoda; Lymnaeidae.